Molecule: messenger RNA, 174 nt
Organism: Aphanomyces astaci
Lineage: Eukaryota; Oomycota; Saprolegniomycetes; Saprolegniales; Verrucalvaceae
Exons: 2
Coding region: 1-174 (57 amino acids)
Source: RefSeq, a predicted model, not a curated record
AUGGCCUACGCGCGCCCGGGCAUCGCCCGCCGGUUCUCCGAGUUCCGACGUUUCUUGGUCCGACCCCGGAGCGGAUUCCUGCCUCGAGGAUGGCGCUUCGCGUAUGAAAUAUCACUGACCUCGAAAGAAAUGAAAUGGAUACUCAACGACGUGCCCCACGAAGGGCCUGCCUGA